GCUGCCUGGAGCCUGAAAACACGAGCUUUGACAGAAAUGGUGUAUGUGGAUGAAAUUGAUAUGGAUCAAGAAGGAAUUGCAGAGAUGAUGCUAGAUGAAAACGCCAUUGCUCAAGUCGCACGACCAGGAACAUCUUUGAAAAUCCCUGGAACUAGCCAAGGUGGAGGCCCCAGCCCAGCUGUUAGGCCAGUGACUCAAUCAGGAAGACCUAUUACAGGUUUUGUGAGACCCAGCACACAAAGUGGACGGCCAGGUACUAUGGAACAGGCUAUAAGAACACCUCGAACAGCUCUCACAGCUCGUCCAAUUACUAGUGCUUCUGGGAGAUGUGUCAGGCUAGGAACGGCUUCAAUGCUAACAAAUCCAGAUGGCCCUUUCAUAAAUCUGUCUCGACUGAAUUUAGCAAAAUAUGCUCAAAAACCCAAACUGGCAAAGGCGUUGUUCGAAUAUAUUUUUCACCAUGAGAAUGACGUAAAAAAUGCUCUAGAUUUGGCAGCCCUUGCCACUGAGCACGCACAAUUCAAGGACUGGUGGUGGAAAGUCCAAAUCGGGAAGUGCUACUAUAGGUUAGGAUUAUAUCGUGAAGCCGAAAAACAGUUUAAGUCAGCUCUCAAGCAACAGGACAUGGUUGAUACAAUCUUGUAUUUGGCAAAAGUGUAUUUGCGCUUGGAUCAGCCUGUAACAGCUUUGAACCUUUUCAAGCAAGGGUUAGAUCGAUUUCCUGGAGAAGUGACUCUUAUUUGUGGAAUUGCCAGAAUCUACGAGGAAAUGAACAGUAUCUCCUCAGCUGCAGAGUACUAUAAAGACGUCUUAAAACAAGACAAUACUCACGUGGAAGCCAUUGCUUGCAUUGGCAGUAACCAUUUUUAUUCAGACCAGCCCGAGAUAGCUCUGCGGUUUUAUAG
Messenger RNA from Tauraco erythrolophus (red-crested turaco), 905 nucleotides. The record is from RefSeq and is a predicted model, not a curated record. NCBI's taxonomy places the organism in Eukaryota, Metazoa, Chordata, Aves, Musophagiformes, Musophagidae.